AUGGCAGCACAGCAUUCUGGUUAUCGAAGCGUCGCCUACUUCGUGAACUGGGCCAUCUACGGGAGGAACCACCAACCCCAGGAUAUCCCAGCAGAGAAGCUUACACACGUUCUAUAUGCCUUUGCAAACGUUCGACCAGAUUCUGGCGAGGUAUACUUGACCGACAGCUGGUCUGACACUGACAAGCACUACCCAUCGGAUUCGUGGAACGAUACUGGCAACAAUGUCUACGGCUGCAUCAAGCAGUUAUAUCUGCUCAAGAAGCGGAAUCGCAAUCUCAAAAUCUUGCUGAGCAUCGGCGGCUGGACCUACAGCUCAAACUUCGCGCAGCCUGCCUCUACCGAACAAGGACGCCGCACCUUCGCCGAUAGCGCUGUGCGCCUUCUGAAGGACCUUGGCCUAGAUGGCCUUGACAUUGAUUGGGAGUAUCCGAAGUGUGAAUCUGAAGCUCAAGACUUCGUGAAACUGCUUUGUGAAACUCGUUGUGCUUUGGAGGCCUACUCAGCCACCCUCCCAAGCAGACCUCACCUUCUCCUAACUGUAGCAUCUCCUGCGGGACCUUCGAACUGCCACUGGCUAAAGCUGCGAGAAAUGGAUCAGUAUCUUGACUUCUGGAAUAUGAUGGCUUAUGACUUUGCCGGAUCCUGGGACAGCGCUGCCGGACAUCAGGCAAAUAUCUACCCAUCGCAGCAACACCCUGGAUGCACGCCGUUCAGUGCAGACUUUGCUGUUCGCUACUAUAUUGACCACGGCAUCCACCCGAGCAAGAUUGUUCUGGGCAUGCCGCUGUAUGGUCGUGCAUUCCAGCAGACCGAUGGCCCUGGGUGUGGCUACAGCGGUGUGGGCGAGGGCAGCUGGGAGAACGGUGUCUGGGACUAUAAGGCCCUCCCUCGCCCCGGCGCCCAAGUCUGCCAUGACCAACAAGCUAUAGCGUCCUGGUGCUACGAUCCUGCCUCAAAGACCAUGGUGUCAUACGACACGCCCCAAGUCGCCGCACAAAAGGUGCAAUACAUCAAGCAAAUCGGCCUCGGCGGUGCAAUGUGGUGGGAGAGUAGCGGAGAUCGUCCUGCCACCGAAGGCGAUAGCUUGAUCAACAUCACUGUCCAAGGCUUGGGGGGAUAUGAGGGCAAGCAUAUGGAGCGGGUCAAGAACGUGCUCGAGUAUCCUGAAAGCAAGUAUGACAAUUUGAGAGCUGGUAUGCCUGGGGAGUAGAAGUAGACAGAACUCACAUCAAGAACAUCUCACG
Molecule: messenger RNA, 1246 nt
Organism: Pseudocercospora fijiensis CIRAD86
Lineage: Eukaryota; Fungi; Ascomycota; Dothideomycetes; Mycosphaerellales; Mycosphaerellaceae
Product: glycoside hydrolase family 18 protein
Exons: 2
Coding region: 1-1212 (403 amino acids)
Biological process (GO): chitin catabolic process; carbohydrate metabolic process
Cellular component (GO): extracellular region
Molecular function (GO): chitinase activity; chitin binding
Source: RefSeq, a predicted model, not a curated record